Molecule: messenger RNA, 1483 nt
Organism: Branchiostoma belcheri (Belcher's lancelet)
Lineage: Eukaryota; Metazoa; Chordata; Leptocardii; Amphioxiformes; Branchiostomatidae
Product: protein-cysteine N-palmitoyltransferase HHAT-like
Exons: 11
Coding region: 29-1483 (484 amino acids)
Biological process (GO): protein palmitoylation
Cellular component (GO): endoplasmic reticulum
Molecular function (GO): palmitoyltransferase activity
Source: RefSeq, a predicted model, not a curated record
UUUAAGAAUUUGUCAAUUUUGGUUCGAUAUGGGUUCUCUACCAAAAUGGGAAAUAAGAGCAUAUUUUCUUCCCUGGAUCGGAGUUACUAUCUACGGAGUGCUUCGAGUCCUUAUUACAUCUUUCAAUGUUACCCAAAGAGUCAUGGACGGUUUGGAUCUCGGCAUGUGGCCACUGGGUAAAUACAAGGACAAUGGAGAUACACAGUGGACACUAUGGAUCCACAUAUUUGGACCACAAGCUCUUUCCGGGUUGAUGGGGCAUUUUGUUGUUGCACGGAUAUGUGAGCUGCCUUUCCUCGGGGUUGUCCAACACAAGUUCAACGCAUGCGCCGUGUAUACGGCCGCGUUCUUGUAUUACGUCAUCGGCCUACAGUACGUCAUCGUGCUCCUGUUUCAUACCGUCAUCAUGUACGUCAUCGCUAGGUCAAGGGUUACCUGGUUCUGUUGGCUGUACGGUCUGAUAGUGUUCGAAGGACUGACCUUCGAACCGUUCAGAACUUUGCAGCUCGGUGAUCAUCGGGACCAACCCUACUACAUGCCUCACGUGACCUCCGUUACCAUGGUAACAAGCAUCAUGCGUCUCAUCAGUCUGGGACUGGACUUGUGUCAACAACAGGAGGAAACAAAGAAUGAGGGAGAGAAAAAGGAGAGAAAGAAAAACGGACAGAAGGAUGAGUCUUCCAUCUUGGAGUGUCUGGUUUACAUUUUCUACAUGCCGACCUUUUUCUUGGGUCCGUUGAUGACGUUUCAAAAUUUCAAACAAGAAAUGCAUCAGAAUCAUCGCGCAUGCGGCGUAGCGGAAGUCUGGAGUUUCCUGGUUUCCUGUGCGCGCUAUGCAUGUUGGGGGUUGCUGUUGGAGUUCCUAUACCAUCAUUUCUUCAUCCACAUGAUCCACAGAACCUUCUUCCUACUUCAAGCCUUGGACAUGUGGACACUGGGUGGUAUAGCAUUCCUGCAGUGCCAGUGUUUCCAGCUGAAGUACACAGUUCUGUACGGGCUGGUCGGUACGUUCGCCCGAGCAGACGGGAUCGUCACCCCGGGAACUCCCAAACUCAGCGCCGGGAUCUACACGUUUCUCGACAUGUUGAAGAAUUUCGACAAAGGCCUCCACAAAUGGAUGUUGAGGCAUGUGUACAUUCCGCUCGGCGGGUCCAGACGAGGUUUGCCCCGCCAGAUUGUCAGCUCCUUCGCGCCGUUCCUGGUCCUCGCCAUCCGCGGUGAAGCAGACAUCUCUGUCAUCGUGUGGGCCGCGGUCAGCUGGGCCGGGCUCGUUCUCGAAACUCUCGCGAGACUAGCAGCGAGAACUCAAUACAUCCAGAAGAAGUACAGGCUGUCCGUUGCAUCAGAGCGUCGACUGUCGGCGCUCUUCCAUGGCUGUCUCCAGGCCCCGGCUUUCAUCAGUACGCUCGUCUUGCUAGGGGGCGUCAGCGUGGGGAGGGUCUACCUGUUCAAGACAUAUGUCAUCGCCCUAUCUGUCAAAUAA